GCCCUUCGGUUUUCCCAUUCCUGAGAGCUAGGCGUUGUGCUGUGUGAGCACACAACACUCCGGAGAAGAAGUGGGGAAAACAUCAAAACGACAAAAAAUAAAAAAUAAAACUUUUACCAAAAAAGCCUUUCAAAUUGGGACGAUUUGUGCAAAAUGAAAAUUAAAUUAAAUUAAAAAAAACGUGCAUGCAUGUUAACCUUUCCUUCUCUUUACCUUUCAAAAUAAAGGGAGUAAAAAAAGUGGGAUCUGGGAAGCGGAUAAAGCCUGGAGUGUUUCAUAGGAAAAUCGGGAUUGGUGUAGUGAGUGACGUUAUCUGCUGUGGCGAGAGGGAGGGAGAAAGCAAGCCAACAGGACUCCAUUAAAUAGAGCCAGGAGGAAACAGUUUGGUAGACUUUCUUUACUGGGACGUAUUCUGUUUCUGAAAAGUCAGUUGAAGGAAAAAAAAAUCGUGAAAAAACAAGAACUUUUGGGGUUUAAACAAUUUGCCUUUUUGGGACUGUUGCAUUUGUGAAGGAUGGCGCUGGACGGUAUUCGGAUGCCCGAUGGCUGCUACGCAGACGGGACCUGGGAGUUGAGAAUGCACGUGACAGACCUGCACCGGGACGUGUCGCUGAGGGUCACGGGUGAGGUGCACAUUGGAGGUGUGAUGCUCAAACUCGUCGAGAAGCUUGAUGUGAAGAGGGACUGGUCAGACCACGCUCUGUGGUGGGAGAAGAAGAAGACAUGGCUGCUCAAGACUCACUGGACCCUGGAUAAGUACGGGAUCCAGGCAGACGCUCGGCUGCUCUUCACCCCUCAGCACAAGCUGCUGCGGCUCCAGCUGCCAAACAUGAAGCACAUGAAGGUCAAGGUGAACUUCUCCGAUCGCGUCUUCAAGGCCGUCUCAGACAUCAGCAAGACCUUCAAUAUCAGGCAUCCUGAGGAGCUGUCUCUACUGCGCAAACCCCAGGACCCCAAAAAGAAGAAGAAAAAGCUGGAGGAGGCAGAGGAGGAUGCUCUGGAGUUAGAGGGGCCGCUCAUCACCCCUGGAUCAGACUCCGAUGUUAUUUUCAUCGGCCCAGUCAAAGGCAGUAUAUACUCGAGUCCUGGCCUCUACAGUAAGACUAUGACCCCCACCUACGACUCUCGCGACGGCAGUCCGCUGUCCCCCACCUCGGCCUGGUUUGGGGACAGCCCUCUGUCGGAGGGAAAUCCCAGCAUCCUCGCUGUCAGCCAACCAAUCGCCUCGCCUGAUAUCCUGUCCAAGCUCUACAAGCCUCAGAGUCUGCUGGACAAGGCCAAGAUCAACCAAGGGUGGUUUGACUCCUCCCGAUCUCUGAUGGAACAAGAUGUGAAAGAGAACGAGGUGGUGCUGCUGAGAUUCAAAUACCACAGUUUCUUCGACCUUAACCCAAAGUACGACGCUAUCCGUGUGAACCAGCUCUAUGAACAGGCGAAGUGGGCCAUCCUGCUGGAGGAGAUAGAGUGCACUGAGGAGGAGAUGAUGAUGUUUGCAGCUCUGCAGUACCACAUCAACAAGCUGUCCAUCAUGUCCUCGGUCAACCACAUGAACAACAGUGACAAGGAGGUGGACGAGGUGGACGCAGCGCUGUCUGACCUGGAGAUCACACUGGAGGGGGGCAAGACUUCCAACAUACUGGGUGAUAUCACUUCUAUUCCAGAGCUUGCAGACUAUGUUAAAGUUUUCAAGCCAAAGAAGCUAACACUUAAAGGCUACAAGCAGUACUGGUGCACGUUUAAAGACAUUACCAUCUCCUGCUACAAGAGCAAGGAGGAAGCUCACGGGACUCCAGCCUACCAGAUGAAUCUCCGAGGUUGUGAGGUGACUCCAGAUGUCAACAUCUCUGGUCAGAAGUUCAACAUCAAACUGCUGAUCCCUGUGGCUGACGGCAUGAACGAGAUCUGGCUGCGCUGUGACACUGAGAAACAGUAUGCCAACUGGAUGGCGGCGUGCCGGCUGGCCUCCAAAGGCAAGACGAUGGCCGACAGCUCGUACAAUCUGGAGGUGCAGAACAUCCUGUCCUUCCUCAAGAUGCAGCACAUGAAUCCUGACCCCCAGCUCAUCGCUGAGCCCAUCAGCACCGACAUCAACCCCGAGUGCCUGGUCUCUCCACGCUAUCUCAAGAAGUACAAGAAUAAGCAGCCAAGCUAUGUAAGGGACUUGAUCACGGCUCGGAUCCUCGAAGCUCACCAGAAUGUGGCCCAGAUGAGUCUGAUCGAAGCCAAGAUGAGAUUCAUCCAGGCCUGGCAGUCUCUGCCGGAGUUUGGAAUGACACACUUCCUUGCAAAGUUCCAGGGAGGGAAGAGGGAGGAGCUGAUCGGUAUCACCUACAACAGGCUCAUCCGCAUGGACGCCCACACUGGAGAUGCGAUCAAGACCUGGAGAUUCAGCAACAUGAAGCAGUGGAACGUCAACUGGGAGAUCAAAAUGGUGACGGUGGAGUUUGCAGAUGAGCCGAGCCUUGCUUUCAUCUGCACGGAGGUGGACUGCAAGGUUGUGCACGAGUUCAUUGGAGGAUACAUCUUCCUGUCAACGCGUGCCAAGGACCAGAACGAGAGCCUUGAUGAGGAGAUGUUCUACAAGCUGACCAGUGGCUGGGUUUGAUUUGGGGUGAAAGAGGCUGACCGGGGGGGGUACGCACCAAGAGAGAAAUCCGGUCCUGCCAGACUAACAUAAAACACUUCAUACUGUUUCACUGGUGAACAUUGUCCAUUGGAAAGAGAUGUUUUAUAGCCCUCUCCUCCUCAUACAAUCUUUCAUCUUCCUGGGUAGCAGCAGCAGCCCACAACAGAUGACCUUUGAACCUACGGAUGAACCCUGCAGUUUGAAACUGCUCUAUAAGCUUUGUCACGCACCAGGGAAAAUACAUCCACAUAUCUCCCAGGGGCACCUUUUCUUGGAGCAGUUAGAGGGUUAGGUUUACCCAGGAUGCACCAGUCUCUCUCUUUUACAAGAAAUUACUAGUUUUGUAUUCAAAAGUUGUGUUUUUUUUUUUAAUUUUACAUUUUGUGAAGCAUACUGUGUCGGCAAAGUUCUAUUUUACCUGUCUGUGAUGCUACUUAGUUAUAUGGUUGUUUUCACAUGUGUGUGUGUGUAAUUGUCUUUCUUUUGCAGGUUAGAUCAGCAGACUAAACUCUCUUCCUUCUUGUAAAUCACAGCAGCUGGUUACAGAGUGUCAAUUUCUAACCAGAGCUGGCUGGAUGUUGCUUAGUUUGCAGUUCAUACUCAUGAAUGUGAAGGAAUGUUUAACACCUUGCAUGUCUAGUAUAGGGGUCGGAUACAUGAAGGUUGCAUUAAUAUGAAGGAAAUAUUCCCCUGAUGGGAUAGUCUAACCGGGUUGGGCUCCAUACCCUGUUUUACAGGAAGCUGGCUCCCACCGUUUGCAAAGCUAAAAACUUUUAUUUUUUAUAAUUUACAAGAUGACCUGUGAACUGUAACAUGCUGGCUUGUAUGUUUUUGUUUUGUUGCAAUUCAAUAUAAUGCAUGCUACAAAAGCACUUCUUCCAUACUAAAAUUAAUUAGCCAAAAGGUUAACUGCUUUGUGUGGGGCUUAAACAGAAACAUGAAUUGAGAGAAGUGUGUAUGAGAAGCAGGAUUUUAAUGAAGCCAGUGUAGUGUGCAGCUGCUCAAAUGUAAUGCCUGUUCUUUGUGUAGCCCAGCAAGCGCCUGUGCUUGGGGAGUAUUUCUUUUUGUAUAGUAUGGGUUUUGUUAGAUAUCAUGACCAUCGAAUUCGACAUGCAUCAUGGAAUACUUUGCCUAUCCUGAUUUCUGGCAACACAGAGGUGCAGCCUUGGUGAGUUUGUCAUCAAGGAGUGUGACUCAUUUUAAUUUUUUUGCCCUUGAUCUACAAUCUCUAUUUCUAAGGACUGGUGUGAGGUGUUGGGAACCAGAACAGCCCGUCUCCUUUACACUGGUGUCAAUAGCUGUCAUGAAUGUAUCCUGUUUGUUGUAAAGAAGAGCUGUUAAAGUGGUAUCAUUGCCCCUAUAAAAGCACCCUUUGUAUUCCCAGAACUGCCCCUAUAGAGAAGGAUGAUAUACCCAAGUGUUUAUACAUCAAUCCCCCUAUAGAGAAGGAUGAUAUACCCAAGUGUUUAUACAUCAAUCCCCCUAUAGAGAAGGAUGAUAUACCCAAGUGUUUAUACAUCAAUCCCCCUAUAGAGAAGGAAGACCGACCCCCACCGUAUAUACAGAACUGUGCAGGUUGCUACCAAGCAUUCUCCUUUUGCCUUGCCAAAAUGUUUUGCUUCCCGGUCUGUGUGUGUUUGCUGAUUUUUCUAGAGAGACUCAUUAUGAAGGACGCUGUCUUUAUCAGGUUUUCUGGCCUUGCUCGCUUUUGUUUGCCAUACUUCUUAUUUUACACCGUGUAGUAUUAUGGAGUUAUAUUUAUAACUCCCCAGCAUUAAGACACAAACAAAACGCAGUCAGGGUUCAUUAUUUUAUUUUAAUUUUCCAGAUGAAUGAAGGAACUCCUAAAUGAAGUAUUAGUUUUAUGUAACUAAUGUAAAAACACAAGUUUUAUAUAAUUGUACAGUUUUUGUUUUAAGUAUAGUUUCACAAAAAAAUUGGCAGUUGACCUUGCAUAGAAUAUGAAGUCUGAAGUUGUUUGUGUCUUCAAAAAUAAGGUCUUCUGAAGUCGAUAUAUAUAAUGUAUAAAAUAGAUCUAGCUGAACCCAAGUCUCAAACUCCAGGUUGAAGGGCUACUUCAGAACUUGCUCCAAAGCUUUAUCUCCCCUUUUUGAUGAUUUGAUGUCAAACGUACAAAGCUGCCUUUUUAAAGAGACUACAUGAAUGCGGUUUAAUUUUCCAAAUGUACAGCUCAGUUCCUACAUGUGGGUCCUUCGAAUUAAAAUGAGGUGGUUCCAGCAAAGAAUGCAGACUGAGGCUUUUCCACAAACAGAUUUAAAAGGAAGCCCUAAUUUAACAGUACAAGUUUCUUUUUCAUUAAUUUGGAGCCGUCCUUAGCCCUGGAGUUUGAGACUGCAAUAGAAUGAAGUAACACUGCUAGCUUUGCCUCAAAGUGCUCAUAGCUCCAUUAGUUUUGUGCUGCCUACGUCUGGUAAUAAGGGGUAUUGUCCCUUAUGUUUUUUAGACUGUAAAUGCAUUUAUUUUAAAAAAUAAAAGAACAAUUUUUAUUUAACAAUG
Acipenser ruthenus (sterlet) is the source of this 5143-nucleotide messenger RNA. Its product is annotated as fermitin family homolog 2-like. The record is from RefSeq and is a predicted model, not a curated record. Gene Ontology annotation, biological process: cell-matrix adhesion; integrin-mediated signaling pathway. The coding region runs from base 515 to 2605 and encodes 696 amino acids. Gene Ontology annotation, molecular function: integrin binding. Gene Ontology annotation, cellular component: focal adhesion; extrinsic component of cytoplasmic side of plasma membrane. The transcript has 17 exons. NCBI's taxonomy places the organism in Eukaryota, Metazoa, Chordata, Actinopteri, Acipenseriformes, Acipenseridae.